Molecule: messenger RNA, 2061 nt
Organism: Olea europaea var. sylvestris
Lineage: Eukaryota; Viridiplantae; Streptophyta; Magnoliopsida; Lamiales; Oleaceae
Exons: 4
Coding region: 1-2061 (686 amino acids)
Molecular function (GO): zinc ion binding; nucleic acid binding
Source: RefSeq, a predicted model, not a curated record
AUGAGUCAAUCACUGUCUGUACCUCCAUUUUUUGACGGAAGUAAUUAUGCAUAUUGGAAGGUUAGAAUGCGUGCGUUCCUUAAGUCCUUAGAUGAGCAUGUUUGGAUUAGCGUUCAAAAUGGUUGGAAACCUCCAUCUACUACCGUAUCAGGAACAAUUAACCUUACUGACAUAUCACUAUGGACUAAAGAUGAAUUAGCUGCAUGUAAUUGGAAUAGUAAGGGAAUUCAUGCAUUAUUGAUGGCUCUAUCUCCAGAAGAGUUUAGGAGAGUGUCUAUGUGUGAAGCUGCUAAAGAGAUUUGGGACAUUCUCAAAACUACACAUGAGGGAACUAAGAUAGUAAAGAACUCAAAAUUGCAAAUGCUAGCCUCUAGGUUUGAAGAAGUGAGGAUGAAAGAUGAUGAAACCUUUGAUGAGUUUUACGCUAAACUAAAUGAUAUAGUUAACUCUAGUUUCAACCUAGGUGAGAGAAUUUCCGAGACUAAGAUUGUGAGAAAAGUACUUAGAUCUCUGCCUGAGGGAUUUAGGCCUAAAGUCACUGCCAUUGAGGAAAGUAAGGACCUAGAUGAAGUUAAGAUCGAAGAAUUGGUAGGAUCCUUGCAAACCUAUGAACUCACUAUCUCACAACAUAAGAAAGGAAAGUCCAUAGCCCUAAAAUCCAUUAAAGAAGAUGAAUCUUCUGAUACUGAGAGAAAGCCUCAGGAUAGAAAGAGUGGAGCCCCUAGCAGAUUCACAAAAGAUAAAAUUGAGAAAGUUAACAAUAAAGGGUCAAGUGAGAAGCCACGUUUGAUUAGAUGUCAUGAGUGUCAAGGAAUAGGUCACUAUAGGAAUGAUUGUCCUAGCUAUAAGAAAAAUCAAAGAAAAGGGAAAGAUAGGGCCUUAGUUGUCUCACUUACUGAUAAUGAAUCUGAGACCAGUGAUAGGCAAAAAUCCUCUAGUAGUGAUGAUGAAGGAAAUUAUAUGGCAUUUGUGGCUACUGUUAAGAGUGAAUCUGAUAAGGAAAGUGACAAGGUUGAGGAAGAACAUUCAAACGAUAAUUCUGGUAAUGAGGAUAAGGAUGACAUAGACUUACAAGAAGCUUAUCAACUGUUGUUUAAGGAGAGUCUUAAAAUAAAGAAGGUCAAUAAAGCCCUACUUAAAAAGGUUGACGAACUUGAAAGGGAAAAAAAGAAACUGGGUAGUAAGCUUCAGGAUUCACUUAAGAGUGGUAGUGAGUUAAAUGGAACUAAUAAAUUGGAUAACCUGUUGGGAAUGAAUAAGCCAGUGGGAGAUAAGAGAGGUCUAGGAUAUGUUGAGGGUAAUACACAUGUUGCUGGACCAUCUAAGACUGUCUUUGUGUCUGCCUCUAAGUCUAAUGCUGUUAGGAGUCCAAGUAAGGGUAAGAGUGUUCCUAGGGAACAGAGUCAUCAAUCACGUAGGAACAUCAGGACUAGGUACCCACAGACACAUACCUUUGAGCCUAGGUUCAUUCCUACCUGUCACCACUGUGGAGCUCUAGGAAACACUAGGCCUAGAUGUUAUAAGUUAGGCAAUGAGCGUAGAAAUCAAAACAUUCCUAGUCAGGUUAGCUUUCUGUCUAAUCAAGUUAGUCAUUUGACUGAGAUGCUUACUAAGCUAACUAAGAGUACUUUGUCAUCUAAAAAGGUUUGGGUCAAAAAGGGUGAUCUAGGAAGACUUUCAAGUCAAGAAAACUGUUUUGUUGCUCAUGUUGCUUUAAAAGCUCAAAAUUCUAAUAUGUGGUACCUGGAUAGUGCAUGUUCUAGGCAUAUGUGUGGUAAUAAAGCUCUAUUCACUACCCUUGAUGAAUGUAAUGGUGGUUUAAAGUCAAAUUUGUUAAGUAUUAGUCAGAUUUGUGAUGACGACUUUGAGGUUAGUUUUGUGCAGAAGAGAUGUACCAUGCAUGAUUCAUCUGGUGGGGUAGUCUUUGAAGGGGUUAGAACAUCUGACAAUUGUUAUGGGGUAUUACCUAAUUCUAACUAUGUGUGUAGGAGUGCUAAAAUUGAUGUGAGUGAGCUCUGGCACAAAAGAUUAGGUCAUUUGAAAUAUAAGAGUCUAGAGUAG